AUGCUAAAUGCUGAACUGGAUGAAUCACAAGACGGAAUUAAGAUUGACGGGAGAAAUAUCAACAACCUCAGAUAUGCAGAUGUUACCUCUCUAGUGGAAGAAAGUGAAAUGGGACUAAAGAAACUCUUGAGAGUGAAAGAGGAGAUCAAAUACAUGAAGGAAAUCUCUCCUUAUUUUAAGAAUUCCUCAACUGGUGCAACUGUAAGUUGGGAUUCUUCACCAGGCUUUCAGAAGCAAGCUUCUCCAACUCUUUCCCUGCAAGACCUCAAGGAAGGGAAGAAUAUCCCGUUAAAAAUGUGCUACAUAUCAAGGAAGUGUCUUCCAAAUGAUCCAGAAAACAGGUACCUAGAAGUGUGUUCGGCAGAUGGACGGAUCUCCUUGUUCCUUCGAGCAAAAGAGGAAGCAUCUGCCCAGUCUUGGUUCAAUGCUAUUCAUAGCAAUGUUAGCAUUCUGUUGCCAAGAGUCAAAGAGGAGCUGAAGGCCUUACAAUCAGGACUUGGCAUUGUAGGAAAUAGAGACAUCAAGCACAUUGGCUGGCUCACAGAACAGCUCCCAGGUGAUGGGACAAAAAAUAUCCUUGCUAUUCUCACAGAGAAGGAGCUUCUUUUCUAUGGCAAUCUCCCCCAAAACAGAGAUGUUCUGAACAAGCCAACUCACAGAUUCCCUCUUAUAGCCACCAGGCUUGUACACUCUGGCCCAUCAAAAGGUUCUUUAUUGUACGACUCAGAACUCUCAUUUGCUUUGCGGACUGGAACUAAGAAAGGUGUGGAGACACAUCUUUUUAGUGUGGAGACACACCGGGACCUAGCCACAUGGACAAGAAUGCUGGUGGAUGGUUGCCAUAAUGCAGCUGAGUGUGUCCAGGAAGUGUCAACUGCUUGUACAUGGAACGGGAGGGACUGCACCCUGUCCAUCCACAUUGACAAGGGUUUCACCAUCUCCACCCUGGAGCCAGGCCUCACCAAUGUUGUUCUUCUCCAGCAACCCUUUGAGAAGCUACAGAUGUCUUCAGAUGAUGGGGCCAAGAUGCUUCACUUGGAUUUUGGCAGCUCAGAGGGAGAGAUUCAACUAGAUCUUCAUUCCUGUCCCAAAACAAUUGUCUUCAUCAUCCAUUCAUUCCUCUCUGCCAAGGUGACCCGGCUUGGAUUAUUGGCAUAGGGACAUAGAGCAAACUCUGGAGAGAAGCAAGACUUUGUGCAAGCUAUGCAGUAUGGUUCUACCUUCAUGGUGAAAAUAAAGGGUUGAAAUACAGACUAGAACAAGAACAACAUUUCAACAUCCACAGCUGAAAUAAAAAACUGUUAAACUUCCAGGACAACUGAAGAAAGCAAAUGGACAGCUGUCCAGAAUCUCCAUUUUAAGACUUGACAACUGAUACCAAGAUGACAUCCCCAUCCCAUCUCCUACAUCAGAAGCUUGAAAAAAGGUGAAGGUGUCAUGCCAAUCCAAUUUAGCCAUCACAUUAGUGCCUUGAAGAUAUUUUAUAUAUACAUAAAUAUAUAAAUAUAUAUAUAUAUAUCAAAUCUGUUUGUAUCAAGGUUUUAUAUUUAUAUAUAGUUCAUUUGCUGUCUUAGUGGCUUUUAGUCUAGCGUUUCAACACUAUUUUAGACCCAAGAUACUACACUGUACCGAUCUAUCUGGGACUAAUCCAUGAACUCAGAAGGAUUUAUUUUUAAGUGAACAUGCAUUAGGUUGAACUGAAAAUUCAGCGAAAGUGCGUAAGAUUUAGCAGAAAGCCAUUUUUUUUACAUGCAGCAGACACAAGUUAACUGUCUAAAUCCAAUCUUUUUUAUUUAUCUAAAAUUUGGAAAUAGUUACAAAAGGCUUUUUUUAAGGAAACAGCAGGAAAUAACUUUAAUUUUACUUAAUCCUAGCCCCAUAAUUUUUAUUUGUCAAAUAUAACUGGAGGUGCUUUUGACAGGGGAAGCAAUUAAUUUUAUGAGCUAAAAUUGUGCAUGAAAUUUGUUUUCAUUUUUGUCAGAAUAAAUCUAGAUUGCUGAAGAUGACUAAAGCAAACCUUUUCCAAUUUAUCUUGAAAGUAAUGUUUGGAAUUACUCAUUGAGCUUGAAAUCUAUCAAUUUUUGACACAACAGUGGCUCUCAAUUUAAUUUUAAUUGGAGUGGCUUUUUAGCUGCCAACUGCUGCCAUGGUUAUUAUCAGUCUAAUCAGGAUUCUGUUGUUUAACAGUCUUAACUAUAUUGAAACUGCCUACAUAACUUUUCACGUUUUGCUCUUCUAAUAAGUUUUAAUUUAUAUAUUAGUGAAUUAAUAUUAGGCAGAUUGUAACACGCACAUUCUAAACACAUCAUGACUGUUAAUUAAAUGAACACUGACAAUGAGAAA
This is a messenger RNA of Protobothrops mucrosquamatus (brown spotted pit viper), 2343 nucleotides long. Its product is annotated as alpha-1-syntrophin. The record is from RefSeq and is a predicted model, not a curated record. The coding region runs from base 1 to 1158 and encodes 385 amino acids. NCBI's taxonomy places the organism in Eukaryota, Metazoa, Chordata, Lepidosauria, Squamata, Viperidae. The transcript has 7 exons. Gene Ontology annotation, cellular component: sarcolemma; intracellular anatomical structure; dystrophin-associated glycoprotein complex. Gene Ontology annotation, molecular function: structural molecule activity.